This is a messenger RNA of Phlebotomus argentipes, 2178 nucleotides long. Its product is annotated as heat shock protein 70 B2. Gene Ontology annotation, molecular function: misfolded protein binding; heat shock protein binding; ATP binding. Gene Ontology annotation, cellular component: cytoplasm. Lineage: Eukaryota; Metazoa; Arthropoda; Insecta; Diptera; Psychodidae. The coding region runs from base 136 to 2037 and encodes 633 amino acids. Gene Ontology annotation, biological process: cellular response to unfolded protein; protein refolding. The record is from RefSeq and is a predicted model, not a curated record. The transcript has a single exon.
AACGGUAUAAAUGCCGAGACGAUUCGCUCAGAGCCACAGUUCAGUAAAAGCAAUCAAGCAAUCCAACUCGAGAGCGAGUGAAGAAAAGCAGUGAAAUAUUUAACAAGUGACAAAAGUAUUGAAAAAGUGAGCAAAAUGGUAGCUAUUGGAAUUGAUUUGGGCACCACAUAUUCCUGUGUGGGAGUCUUCGAGCACGGCAAAGUGGAGAUCAUCGCCAAUGAUCAGGGCAACAGGACAACACCAUCUUAUGUCGCCUUCUCGGACACAGAGCGACUCAUUGGCGAUGCAGCAAAGAAUCAAGUGGCUAUGAAUCCCAGAAACACCAUCUUCGAUGCCAAGAGACUCAUUGGCAGGAAGUUCGACGACCAGAAGAUCCAGGAGGACAUCAAACACUGGCCAUUCGCUGUUGUCAGCGAGGCUGGAAAGCCCAAAUUGGCAGUGGAGUUCAAGGGUGAGAGGAAACGCUUCACACCAGAGGAAAUCAGUUCAAUGGUCCUGACCAAGAUGAAGGAAACCGCUGAGGCUUAUCUCGGACAGCAAGUCACGGACGCAGUCAUCACGGUUCCUGCCUAUUUCAACGAUUCCCAGCGUCAGGCCACUAAGGAUGCCGGCAUCAUUGCUGGUCUGAAUGUCUUGAGGAUCAUCAAUGAGCCAACAGCCGCCGCUCUGGCGUACGGAUUGGACAAGAACUUGAAGGGAGAGAAGAAUGUGCUGAUCUUCGACUUGGGCGGUGGCACUUUUGACGUCUCCAUCCUCACCAUUGACGAGGGAUCACUGUUUGAGGUCAGAGCAACAGCCGGAGACACUCAUCUUGGCGGUGAGGACUUCGACAAUCGUCUGGUGAAUCACUUUGUUGAGGAAUUCAAGCGAAAGUACAAGAAGGACAUCACCUCCAAUCCACGCUCCCUUCGACGUCUCCGAACGGCAUGUGAGAGAGCCAAGAGGACACUCUCUUCCAGCACCGAAGCCAGCAUUGAAAUCGACGCUCUUCUGGAGGGAAUUGACUUCUACACAAAGAUUUCCCGGGCUCGCUUCGAGGAGCUCUGCUCCGAUCUCUUCAGAGCCACUCUGGAGCCCGUGGAGAAAGCCCUGAGAGACGCCAAGAUGGACAAGGGAGAAAUUCACGACAUCGUCAUGGUGGGAGGCUCAACACGCAUACCAAAGGUGCAGAGCCUCUUGCAGAACUACUUCAGUGGCAAGGCACUCAAUCUCUCCAUCAAUCCCGACGAAGCUGUGGCUUACGGAGCCGCUGUCCAGGCGGCAAUUCUCACUGGCAGCAAGGAUUCCAAGAUUCAAGAUGUUCUCCUCGUGGACGUGGCUCCACUGUCACUGGGAAUCGAGACAGCUGGCGGCGUCAUGACGAAGAUCAUCGAGAGAAACUCCAGAAUUCCCUGCAAACAGACUCAAACAUUCUCCACCUACGCUGACAACCAGCCCGGCGUCGCCAUUCAGGUGUUCGAGGGAGAGCGAGCUAUGACGCGCGACAACAAUAUCCUGGGACAGUUUGACUUGUCCGGAAUCCCACCAGCACCACGAGGAGUGCCCAAGAUCGAGGUGACUUUUGACUUGGACGCCAAUGGCAUUCUCAACGUGUCGGCCAAGGAAAUGGGCACAGGACAGGCGAAGAACAUCACCAUCAAGAAUGACCGCGGACGAUUGUCUCAGGCGGACAUUGACAGGAUGCUGGCCGAAGCUGAGCGCUUCCGCGAAGAGGAUGAACGCCAGCGAGAGAAGAUCUCCGCCAGAAAUCAAUUUGAGGGCUACAUCUUCAGCCUGAAGCAAACUCUGGACAGUUCUGGACAGAAGCUGAGCGAUCAGGACAGAGAGACAGUGAAGAAGAGCUGCGAUGAAGCCCUCAAGUGGCUGGAUUCCAACACACUGGCUGACAAGGAGGAGUACGAACACAGAAUGAAGGAACUCUCCACCGUCUGCAGUCCAAUCAUGACGAAACUGCACAGCGCCGGCGGAGCUUCCUGCGGACAACAGGCUGGCGGGCCCCAGAGACACACUGGGCCAACAGUUGAGGAAGUUGAUUAAGUCACUUCCCAUUCCCAGAGUAGAAUAUUAGCAAAUAUAGAUGUCAUAAGAUUAUAAUGAAGUAUUUAUAGAUGUAAGAAUUGACUGAAUUCAAGUGAGAAAUACAAGCAAAUAAAUGGUAAUUUCAAGGAAUAAAUGAAA